Molecule: messenger RNA, 435 nt
Organism: Plasmopara halstedii
Lineage: Eukaryota; Oomycota; Peronosporomycetes; Peronosporales; Peronosporaceae
Product: camk camk1 protein kinase
Exons: 2
Coding region: 1-435 (144 amino acids)
Biological process (GO): protein phosphorylation; intracellular signal transduction; microtubule cytoskeleton organization
Cellular component (GO): cytoplasm
Molecular function (GO): protein serine/threonine kinase activity; ATP binding; tau-protein kinase activity
Source: RefSeq, a predicted model, not a curated record
AUGCGCUGUUUGUCGUGCUUUUAUGAUUGUUUUCGACGCAACAAUACUGAUGUGUCAACUACCGCUAAUUCUUCCACUGACAACUUAUCCACAGCUGCAAGUUCUUCUGUCGCGGAGGCUUCGUCCGUCAUAAACUCUACGCCUUCAAGCCAAACAAAAGGCAAAGUGACCGAUUCAUAUACUUUGGGCAAAGUUAUUGGCUCAGGUUCCUACUCUGUUGUACGUGAAAGUGUUCACAUGAAGAGUAAGCGCAAAUUUGCUAUCAAAUGCAUUAAACGAUCCGAACUCUCGACUGAUGACGACGCGGCCAUUCAAUUUGAAGUCUCGAUAUUGAAACAGAUGAAACAUCCGCAUAUUAUGACACUUGAAGAAUUUUUUAUUGAGCCUGAAUACUAUUAUCUUGUAACAGAGUUUGUAAGUGGUGAUUCUCAUUGA